This is a messenger RNA of Cuscuta europaea, 828 nucleotides long. The record is from the annotation of a GenBank genome assembly. Lineage: Eukaryota; Viridiplantae; Streptophyta; Magnoliopsida; Solanales; Convolvulaceae.
UUUUGAAGUUUUUCAGAAGUGGGGAUUGCCGCAAAGGAGCUUCUCUGUCACGCGUUAUGGAUAGACAUAGCAGUAAAGUGAGUUUGGUGGCUUCGCUGCAGGCCGUUAAGCAGGGUUGCGGCAAGACAUACAAUCAGAUUGCAGCGGAGACUGACUUGACCAAUGUUUAUGUAGCUCAGCUCUUGAAAUGUCAGGCCCAGCUCAAGCCCGAGACUGCCUCCAAGCUCCAGGCGGCGCUGCCUUUGCUGACCGUUGACCACCUUCAACAAAUGAUGCUCCCUCCCAUGAGAUCCUAUGACCCCACUCUAAUUCAAGAUCCCUGUGUUUACAGACUGAAUGAAGCUGUCAUGCAUUUUGGAGAGAGCAUUAAAGAAAUCAUUAAUGAGGAGUUUGGUGAUGGCAUCAUGUCAGCUAUAGACUUCUACUGCUCAGUUGAUAAAUUAAAAGGUGUAGAUGGCAAUGAUCGUGUUGUUGUGACUUUUGAUGGGAAAUACUUACCAUACAGUGAGCAGAAAUCUGAGAACAUGAUGUCAAAACCGCAACCAAAAGAAGAGUAGGCCAGUAAACUAGUUUCUGUUGUACUUCUUUUCGUUGCUAAUAAAAUUGCCUGCGUGCUUUCCUGAAAAAAAGAAAAGUGAGCCUAUUUUCAUUGUAUACAGUUAUUAUUACUUGCCUAUAUUUUAUGUGUACGAAUUGCUGACUGCUUUAUCAGCAUAUUGUAGUUGGAAUAAGCAACUAGUGUAAUUUGUCUCAAUAUCUCUUGGGCAAUGCCUAAUGCUUUAAGAUCAUUACGAAAAAGGUGAUAUACUGAAUAUAUAUACUCCGUAG